AUGAAUGGCAAAGCAUUGAUGGAUACUCCAUGGGCAGGAGGGGCGAGCGUAUUUGGCAUAGGCUUGUGUCCCCGUUCGGGGAAUUUUCUUGUGUCUGUACUCCUAAGAGCUCGUGAGAGUAACAAAGGUCAGAGACAUGACAGGUUUGUUUCUGGCUUCACCGCGAUAGAUCAUAUGAGGGGGAAAUACACCGGACUGACUUCUGGAAGUGCCAUCGAACUCUCAUCGGAAACUUACCACUGA
Messenger RNA from Fusarium verticillioides 7600, 243 nucleotides. RefSeq lists its product as hypothetical. The transcript has a single exon. Lineage: Eukaryota; Fungi; Ascomycota; Sordariomycetes; Hypocreales; Nectriaceae. The coding region runs from base 1 to 243 and encodes 80 amino acids. The record is from RefSeq and is a predicted model, not a curated record.